Messenger RNA from Penicillium diatomitis, 2256 nucleotides. RefSeq names its product glycoside hydrolase family 95 protein. The coding region runs from base 1 to 2256 and encodes 751 amino acids. Lineage: Eukaryota; Fungi; Ascomycota; Eurotiomycetes; Eurotiales; Aspergillaceae. Gene Ontology annotation, molecular function: alpha-L-fucosidase activity. The transcript has a single exon. Gene Ontology annotation, biological process: carbohydrate metabolic process. The record is from RefSeq and is a predicted model, not a curated record.
AUGAGUGAUAAACUAUGGUACACUCAGCCCGCAAGCGACUGGAAUGAGGCGCUUCCCAUUGGGAACGGACGCCUUGGCGCGAUGAUCUACGGCCGCACCGACCACGAACUUCUUGCGCUCAAUGAAGAUUCAGUAUGGUAUGGCGGACCUCAAAAUAGGACACCUCGCGAUGCUUUGAGAUUUCUUCCGGAGUUGCGCAAGGCCAUUCGAGAGGAAAACCAUGUGGAGGCCGAAAGGAUCGCAAAACUCGCGUUCUUUGCCAACCCAAUCAGUCAACGGCAUUACGAGCCCUUGGGUACUCUUUUCAUGGAUUUCGGGCACCCGCUCGACCAAGUUUCGAAUUACCGUCGUGAGCUGGAUCUUGAGAGAGCUUCCGUCAAUGUGACCUACGAGUUUGGAGGAGCCAUUUAUCGUAGAGAAGCGAUAGCGAGCUAUCCUGAUAAUGCCAUGGCAGUCAAGGUUUGUGGUCCGCGGGACAUGGAAUAUGUCUUGCGUCUGACACGAUUCAGCGAGCUGGAGUUUGAAACAAAUGAGUACUUGGACGACCUGAAUAUCUCGGAGAGUUCUAUCAGAAUGCGAUUUACCCCUGGGGGCCGAAACAGCAGUAGCGGUUGUUGCGUGGUUCACGUUCAGCCUUGUCCCGACGGCUCAGUGACAAGCAUUGGGAACAAUCUCAUCAUCAAGGGUUCAGAAGCCCUGAUCUUUGUUACUGCACAGACGAAAUUCCGUCACACAGACCCUGAGGGUGCAGCGGUUCAUGAUCUGCAGAAGGCUGCCGAAUAUGAUGCUAGCCAGCUCUGGGAUCGGCACGUUAAGGACUAUCAGUCUCUGUACCACCGCAUGAGUCUACAACUGGCGUCAAAUCUACCUGAUCUCCCCACACAGCAAAAAUUGACAAACGGAGCACGAGAUACCAGCUUGGUAGCGACGUACCACAAUUAUAGUCGAUAUUUGCUCAUCUCCUCCAGUCGUGAUGGAGAGAAGUCGCUACCAGCGAAUCUGCAAGGCAUCUGGAAUCCUUCAUUUCACCCGGCAUGGGGCUCCAAGUUCACCAUUAAUGUCAAUCUGCAAAUGAACUAUUGGUCGUCCAGCGUUUGCAACCUUGCGGAAUGCGAGCGGCCUCUCUUUGAGUUGCUUGAGCGAAUGUCUGAGUCAGGUAAACGCACCGCCAAGCUCAUGUAUGGUUGCAGAGGAUGGACAUCUCAUUCUUGUACUGACAUCUGGGCUGAUACCGAUCCUGUUGAUCGAUGGAUGCCGGCAACCGUCUGGCCUCUCGGAGGGGCUUGGCUCUCAUACCACAUUUGGGAGCACUUCUUGUUCACACAAGAUCUCACGUUCCUCAAGAAAAUGUUUCCAGUCUUGAGAGGCUGCGUGGAAUUCAUACUGGACUUUCUGAUUGAAGACGCUUCAGGGACAUUUCUCGUCACCAACCCGUCUGUCUCGCCUGAGAACUCAUUCCUUUACCGCAAUGGCCAGAAAGGCGUCUUAUGUGAAGGAUCCACAGUCGACAUUCAGAUUGUCGAUGCUUUACUCAGUGCAUUUGAGUCCUGUGUCAAAGUUCUGAACCUCUCCGAUCCAAUGGUACCGAUAGCUCGCAAAGCCAAAGCUCGACUGCCACCAAUGAAGAUCAGCCUAAAUGGAUAUCUGCAAGAGUGGGCAAUUGACUAUGGCGAGGUUGAGCCCGGACAUCGCCAUACUUCGCAUCUGUGGGCAUUGUAUCCAGGCAGCACGAUUCUACCCGAGCGCGACCCUGACCUAGCUCAAGCCUGUAAAGCAGUGCUGACUCGACGAGCCGAAAACGGCGGCGGACACACGGGAUGGAGCAGGGCAUGGCUCAUCAAUCUGCAUGCUCGUCUUCACGAGGUGGACGAAGCUGAACGUCAUCUGGACUUGCUGCUUUCACAGUCCACUCUCCCGAAUCUUCUCGACAACCAUCCACCAUUCCAGAUAGAUGGCAAUUUUGGCGGUGGUGCUGGCAUCAUCGAGAUGCUGAUUCAAUCACACGAGCGAGGGGUAAUUCGUCUUCUCCCAGCUUGCCCUAGAAGCUGGAAUGGCUCUCUUCGAGGGGUCCGGGCUCGCGGCGGAGCAGAAUUGGCGUUCAGCUGGCGGGAUGGUUUAGUCUACUCCUUGUCUAUCAAUCAACCUGGCCCUGGUCUUGAAGUUACUGUACUGUGUCCACAUCAGACCGGGACAAAGUCGUUUCAAAUUAUGAGUCCAGGGCAGCACAUUUUACUGAAUGAGAUGUGUGAGUCUUGA